This is a messenger RNA of Cladophialophora immunda, 765 nucleotides long. RefSeq lists its product as uncharacterized. Gene Ontology annotation, cellular component: transcription factor TFIIH holo complex. Lineage: Eukaryota; Fungi; Ascomycota; Eurotiomycetes; Chaetothyriales; Herpotrichiellaceae. Bases 1 to 765 code for a protein of 254 amino acids. The transcript has a single exon. The record is from RefSeq and is a predicted model, not a curated record.
AUGGAUCGUUCACAGAAUCAUCCUCUACCAACUCCCCCUGCUUCCGCAGCCUCUCCUGCCACGAGCACCGCCUCGACAGGGAACCGAACAUCUGCUCUCCCAACCCCGCGUUCGCACCGUCUGCAGCCUGGGUCGCAGAAAGAGAUUGCCCUGAUCAACUACUUGGACGAUCGCAUUUUGAAGAUCACACGGAGAUAUGCCAAAAAGUUCAGUCACGAGGGGCUCGAGAAAGAUGACACACCCGGCUACACGACCUACGACGAGUUUGUGGCCGAUGUUGAUCCUCUCGUGGAUGUAGUGUGGAUCAGUGGCACGCCAACCAUCCAGAUUCCCUACCUCCUGUCUCUCGCCGGACUGGCUUGUUCCUAUCUUGAGGCUUUCCCCUUCUCGACCUCGGUGUUUCCUCUCACGAGCAAGAUUGAUCAGGGCUUUGCGACUCUAUUACAGCCCUCGGAGAACGGCACCGCCGCAACCACCAUGCCCUACCACGUCUCAAUGACGGAAAAGGUUCGCAUCAAGUCGCUGAUCGAGGAGACCCGGGUCGCGGCUGUGAACGCAGCUUCGGAGAGUGGUCACGAUACGCACACACACGAUCUUUCCGAGACGGAGACAGAGGACGAGGACAAGGAUACAGAGGAGGAGGACGAUCAACCGCAGAACAUGUCCAUAUCGCUUGGACUAUCGAGGAUAUACAAAAGAACAUUGGAGAUCCUAGGUGAUUCACUGGUCGCUGAUGCCCUGCCACAAGCUCAGGGCAACGAUUGA